This is a messenger RNA of Protopolystoma xenopodis, 1002 nucleotides long. The record is from the annotation of a GenBank genome assembly. Lineage: Eukaryota; Metazoa; Platyhelminthes; Monogenea; Polystomatidea; Polystomatidae.
ACAUUAUCUGAAUCCAGUUGCGUGUCUCAUGCCCAGGUGUUCACUACUCCCGAUCCGUCUCAUAUCGACUCAAAUGCUCUGCUUUCUGCUCCCUCUGCCAGUCAGAUGUGUCACGUGGAUUCAAUGAGCAAUUCGUGUCUUGGUACUCGAUCCAGCGAUCCCCAUCGUUCUGGUCUGACAGCGAACCUAUCCGGAGCCGGCUCGCAUUGCAGCAGGGUCACUAACGUCAUGAGAAUCCUGCCUGUAAAAUUAUCCCCAAGCAUUUCUUCGUCUUCUGCUUUUCCUUUUUCUUCUUCCUCUACUUCAUCAAAGUCAACAAGCCUUCAAUCUCGCCCACAUCAGUCUCCCCACUCGCACCACCAUCCUUAUCCCCAUCAUCACCAUCACCACCACCAUCAACAUCAGCACCCGAAUCGCUUGCAUCACCUCCAUCUGGACCACCAGCAUUCCCUUCCUCUGCCUCAAGUGCAUCAACACUCACAACUAUCCGAUAAUUCACGUCACCCACAGUCACUGAUUCCUGUUCAGUCGCGUCCAAUCAAGCACACAAACUCGGAGGCAACUAAACACCAAGCUUCUCAUGUUCGCGCUGUCAACGAAGCUAUGCCGAGUUUAUUUGAUGCAUCGCCUUUACCGCCACCAAUUCCUCCGCCAGGUUCAUCUGGUGGUCGCGCACACCGACCGGUGCAUCCUACCAUUGGGGAACCUGAUCGAGUCGCAUCAACGGCUAUCGUCACUUUGCCGCCCACUCCGUUACGCGGGCUUGGUGAGUCUGGCCACGCACGACCUGUCAUCUCCGCCAGAGAUCCAUCGUCUUCAAGGUCCUUAGCCCUCCCAAGGCCCUCUAUAAGUAGACACCAAAUCGAGCAAGUCAGGGCUAGCAAACAUGUUGCUUCGACCGCAGCUACCAAUGUUACUGCCUCUGCAUCAUCUCCCAUUUCUUUUAAUGAAAGCAUGCUCACAUUGCGAAAUGUGAGUUUCUCGUUUGGUCAGUUAUUUUAA